AUGGCUGCAGACGACGGAAAAGUGGCAGUCCCCAAGGAUGGGCCUUCUGUGGUCUCCUGGGUCCCUGAGGAGGGAGAGAAGUUGGACCAGGAAGGCAAGGACCAGGUGAAGGAUCGGGGCCAGUGGAGCAACAAGAUGGAGUUCGUGCUGUCCGUGGCCGGGGAGAUUAUCGGGCUGGGCAACGUCUGGAGGUUUCCCUACCUCUGCUACAAAAAUGGGGGAGGAGCCUUCUUCUUCCCCUACUUCAUCUUCUUCUUCACCUGCGGCAUCCCAGUGUUCUUUCUGGAAGUGGCGUUGGGCCAGUACACCAGCCAGGGCAGCGUCACAGCCUGGAGGAAGAUCUGCCCCCUCCUCCAGGGCAUUGGCCUGGCGUCUGUGGUCAUCGAGGCCUAUCUGAACGUCUACUACAUCAUCAUCCUCUCCUGGGCCCUCUUCUACCUGUUCAGCUCCUUUACCUCCGAGCUGCCCUGGACUGCCUGCACCCACUCCUGGAACACAGAGCGCUGCAUGGACUUCCCGAACCGCUCAGCAGCUGGUGCGGCGGCCCCGCCCGCGAACUUCACCUCCCCCGUCAUGGAAUUCUGGGAGAGACGUGUUCUAGGCAUCAGCUCCGGCAUCCACGACCUGGGGGCCCUGCGCUGGGAGCUGGCCCUCUGCCUCCUGCUUGCCUGGGUCGUCUGCUACUUCUGCAUCUGGAAGGGGGUCAAGUCCACGGGCAAGGUUGUCUACUUCACAGCCACGUUCCCCUACCUGAUGCUGGUCAUCCUACUGAUCCGGGGCAUCACCCUGCCCGGAGCCUACGAGGGCAUCAUCUACUAUCUAAAACCAGAUUUGCUUCGGCUCAAGGACCCCCAGGUGUGGAUGGACGCAGGCACCCAGAUCUUCUUCUCCUUCGCCAUCUGCCAGGGGUGCCUGACGGCCCUGGGCAGCUACAACAAGUACCACAACAACUGCUACAGGGACAGCAUCGCCCUCUGCUUCCUGAACAGCGCCACCAGCUUCGUGGCCGGGUUUGUGGUCUUCUCCAUCCUGGGCUUCAUGUCCCAGGAGCAGGGGGUGCCCAUCUCUGAGGUGGCCGAGUCAGGCCCCGGUCUGGCCUUCAUUGCCUUCCCCAAGGCUGUGAGCAUGAUGCCCCUGUCCCAGCUGUGGUCCUGCCUCUUCUUCAUCAUGCUCAUCUUCCUCGGGCUGGACAGCCAGUUUGUCUGUGUGGAGUGCCUGGUGACAGCCUCCGUGGACAUGUUCCCCAGGCAGCUCCGGAAGAGCGGGCGGCGGGAGCUCCUGAUCCUUGCCAUCGUGGUCCUGUGCUACCUGAUCGGGCUCUUCCUGGUCACCGAGGGCGGGAUGUACCUCUUCCAGCUGUUUGAUUAUUACGCCUGCAGUGGCACGUGCCUGCUAUUCCUUUCCGUGUUUGAAGUGAUCUGCAUCGGCUGGGUGUACGGGGCCGACCGUUUCUAUGACAACGUGGAGGACAUGAUUGGCUACCGGCCGUGGCCCCUAGUGAAGAUCUCCUGGCUCUUCCUGACCCCGGGCCUUUGCCUGGCCACUUUCCUCUUCUCCUUGAGCAAGUACACACCUCUCAGAUACAACAACGUCUACGUGUACCCGGCCUGGGGCUACUUCAUCGGCUGGCUCCUGGCUGGCUCCUCCAUGAGCUGCGUCCCACUCUUCAUCGUCGUCGCCCUCCUGAAGACCCAGGGUUCCUUCAGGAAGCGCCUGCGGCAGCUCGUCACCCCUGACCCCAGCCUGCCACAGCCCAAGCGACACCUGUGUCUGGACGGUGGCAGCAGCCGGGACUGCGGGCCCUCCCCAACGAAGGCGGGUCUCAUGGCCGGGGAGAAGGAGACGCACUUGUAGGAUGUGGCUGGAAACCAGGUGGCUACUGAGCCAGGAAGCUGGGUCAGGGCCCCCGUGCCCCCGGCAGACAGCCUUCACCUCUGCCCCCUCCUGCAGCCCUGCCGAGAAGCUCUGUGAUGUCCGUGGGCAUCCCCUCCCGGUGGGCUAGAGAGGGUGCCGCCGGAGCCUGCCUU
Lagenorhynchus albirostris (white-beaked dolphin) is the source of this 2027-nucleotide messenger RNA. It is a transcript of the gene SLC6A12, whose product is annotated as solute carrier family 6 member 12. Gene Ontology annotation, cellular component: plasma membrane. The transcript has 14 exons. Gene Ontology annotation, molecular function: gamma-aminobutyric acid:sodium:chloride symporter activity. Lineage: Eukaryota; Metazoa; Chordata; Mammalia; Artiodactyla; Delphinidae. The record is from RefSeq and is a predicted model, not a curated record. Gene Ontology annotation, biological process: neurotransmitter transport; sodium ion transmembrane transport. Bases 1 to 1854 code for a protein of 617 amino acids.